AUGCAGGGGAAUAAGAAGUGCACGGACGGGUUCAGUGACUCCUCGAGCAUUGGCAGCGUGCUGGACGAUGCAGACAGAGAGGUGAGCAGCCUCACAGACCGGGCGUUCCGAAGCUUGUGCAUCUCCGAGGACGCAUCCUUCAAUGACUCUGACCUGACCCUGUCCCCCGAUAUCACCCGCCAGGUGUUUGGGAAUCUUCACCAGGGAACGGUGAGCCACACCCACAGGAAAAGCGGCCUUUGGAGCCAGUUACCAUCCCAAGGCACCGAGCAUGCGGGCUGGGCAGCCACGUUCCAACAGCUACCCAAGUACGUUCAAGGGGAGGAAAAGUACCCCAAAAGCAGCCCUCCACUGACGCCAGCCCAGAGGAUACUGGAGGUGCCCAUUUCCGGCCUGAGGAGCAGCAACAAGCCUGUUUCUAAAGUGUCAUCACUGAUUAAAUCUUUCGACAGGACUGAGAGCCAACGCUGUGACAGCAGGCCUCCUACCAGUAAGCCCCCGGCUCUCAAGAACCCCCCCAAAUUUGCUCCUCUGCCAGAAAGUGGUGUCAACUUCUGCUUCGAUUCUGCCUUUCUGACUGUCAGAAGGGUGCCCGCUGAAGUCUCUGGCGCCCAUCAGAAUAGCCACCAGCCUGGCAAGAAGCACGGAGAGCAGGAGUCCCCCAAGGACCCCGAGAUGGCCUGUCACAGCUCCGGCAGCUUCCUCCCAACACCCGAAAAUGUGGCCGGUGCGUUCGAGUCAAAGUUCCCUUCUCCACCACGUAAGCCAUCCAAGGGCGAGCCUGGAAGAGGUAAGGAGUGGCCUCGCAAAGUGACCUUUCUUCAUAGUGAAAACAGUGCUUUUGAGUCGUGGAACGCCCACCAACCGAGGCUGCCCGAGAGAAAGGAGGCUUUUGACCCUGUCCCAGAAAGCAAAGCCCCCAAGCAUUAUGAGAACAUGCCCUUGUUAAAAGAGCCCCCGGCCUCUGAGCACAAAGUCUCCCCCUGCCAAGCCCGGGCCAGCUGCAGUCAGGAGGAGAGCAGGCUGGCCCCAGGGGCUGUCUCCACAUCAGGACCCUGGGGACCUAGGGAUUCAGGGGCCCAGGUAUUCAGUGCAGAGGGAAAAGCUUCUGGCGCACAGCCUGACCUUCAGGGGAAGCCCACCCAGCCCCCAUGGAGGAAACCAAAGUCCGGCAAAGGAAAGAAAGAAAGUCUACAAGACACAUCAGAAGAGAAGAAGCAGGCCACUAGAAGAGGCCCAGCCUUGUACACAAAGCACAAUCCCCAGGGACAAUUUCCAGAAAACGAGGCUCCUGACAUGUCCAUGGACCCUAAUGAGCAUUACAGUCCUCCUUUUAAUAUCAGUAAGCUUCUGACCCCCAUCAUCCCCACCAAGAAUCUCCUGGAGCCAUCUGACAGCCAGCCAGUGGAGAUGGCCCCAUCGCCCUCAGGACAGCUAAAUGGGUACCAAGAAAAGGACCCUAGUGAAUGUCAGUCUCGGGACAGCUACAAAUCCAAAGCCCCUAGCCUGCUGUUCAACCUCAAGGACGUGCGGAAGCGUGUCAAGAGCACAUAUAGUCCCUCACCUCUCUUAAAAGGCCUUGAGGAGAAAACCAGAGGCAAGCAAGAACCCGUGAGCAAUGGCAUCAUCCUUCCCAAUGGGCUUGAGGAGAGCCCUCCAAAUGAGCUUUCUAAGGAAACAGCAGCUGACGCCCCUUCUGUGUCCCACAUCAGCACCCAGAUGGACCAUAAAGCUGACCCUGGUGCAGCCUCUGCAGACAAGUAUCUCACUCUUAACUCACCUCCAGCCAUCACCCAAGCCCCCUUCUCCAUCAAUGGGGAGGGAGCUGACAGAAACAGCUAUGAGAAGGAUGAUGCAGAACCAGAAAUGGGCACUGCCAGGUCCGGCAAAUAUCCAGAGUCGAGGGAACACUGCCCCAGGAAGCACCUUUCUCUGAGGCUUUGCAACAGAGAGCCUGAGGCAGGGAAGGCUGGAGAGAAACCAAAGACCCCCAGCCUAGAGAAGGGGUUCUCGAGAUCCAUGUCUCAAGAGACAGAACCUGAGAGAGAGGCAGGUCUUCAGAAUCCAAACUUCAACCAGAAAUUCUCCCCAGGGCCCCUCUCUCCCGAGGAAGAAGAUGUAUUCUAUAGUGACAGCCAGUCCGAUUUCAUGCCAUGCUUCAAAAGUAAGGCCAAAUUCAGCACCAGCUCUUCGGACCAGUCCUUUGCCUCAUUUGAGGAUCAGCAGAAGACGUGGUUCACUGAGAGCCAGCAGGAAGACAGGAGGAAUGAUGAAAGUGCAGGUGACAGUCAGAAGGACGAGAAGGAAAAAGAGAUAGGGAAAGACGAGUUACGGCCCAGAGCCUUAAGUAAUGGACAUGCACGCGUGCAGGAGCACAGCCAGGGGGCAUCGUUGCAAGAAGGAGAAAGCUCAUCUGGUUGUAGACCCAGGAAGGCAUCGAGAGAGGAAGCUAACUUCAGAGGCACUUGGAUCGUGGGAAGUAAGGAUACAAUGAGAGACCCUACCCCCUCGCCAUCUUCCACUAUGAACAAGCAUAUACUGUUUGCAAUUAAAGACAACACCCUCAGGGCCACCCCCGUGAUAAAACCCAUCAUGCUGCCCCUCCUGAGGACCGUGUCAUCAGAGGACUCGAUGGGCAGCAGCCACAAAGAAGAAGACCUGCCAAAACCAGGCUGGGGAGAAGAGGCUGGGCUUUGUGGCCCCGAGAGCCAAAAAGUGGCCAACACCCCCACACCCACUAACACGCAGGGCUCACGCUCGAAGCACACGGCCUGGGAGAGCACGGAGGACCACAGGCAGGUGCCAGCGCCAAUGGAGAAUGUCACAUCUCCUCCACUCGCAGGAGAGGCUGAAGGGCUGAAGCCACUCCCAGAGGCCGCAUGUCGAGUUGUGCCAAAUGACGGCACAGUCCAGGGGAAGCUGGAUGCUCCGAGGUGCAUCCCCACCAUCGCUCUGCCUGAGGGUGACCCUGAAGACCAGCCACCCUCACAGCAGCUGGGAACCUGUUGGGAAGAACACACACAAGAUUUCAAAAGCCACUUACUGUCUACACCCCGAGUAGGGCCCCUGGGGAGACGACUGGUCCCCGGCGAGACGGCAACUUCCCCCAAUGCCAGCUCCCCGGACAGGAGCAGCGGGUGCUCCCCAGCCACCAGCAGCAUCUGGGACGAUGUCUCCCAGGCCCCCAGUGAGCCGGGCCUGCUGCCAGGGGAGCCUGCUCACCCCAGCCCCUGGGCCAACCCCUACCCUGCCAGGGUUGCCCGCAGGGAGGACCUGACACAUGCUCUCACGUGGGAGGCUGGCUCCGACCCCCAACUUGAGCCAUCUGCAGAAGACCUCAGGACACUUUCUCCAAGAGGCUCAGUGCUGGACGCGGCCGCCAGCUCAGCAGGCCUGCCUGAGAAACCAGAACCUGCCGCUCAGCUGGAGAGGGCGGCCGGCAAGCCUCCUGCAGUCCCACCCAAAACAGAGAAGGCCCUGCGGCGGGCGAAAAAGCUGGCCAGCAAGAGGAGAAAGACCGACCAACUGCAAGAAAAGUAUAAUGAACCCCUGGAAGAGAAGCAGUGCUUGGAGGACUGCGACCGAGGGCCAGCACUCCCUGGAGAGAGGCCCCGACCCAGGUGCCCCGGGGUCCGCUCCCUGCCCCCUCCCAUCCACCGCCACUCAGUGUCUGCCUUCUCAGAGCCCAUCAGGAGGCAGCCUGGGGGAUCCCAGUGCCUUACGCCCCUGCCCCCUUACCCUGCCACCCAGAAGGUCCUCCAAGACCCUCAAUCUGGAGAGUACUUUGUCUUCGAUCUGCCACUCCAGAUGAAAAUCAAGACCUUCUAUGACCCUGAGACAGGCAAAUACGUCAAGGUCUCCAUCCCAACCUCUGAGGAGGGCUCCCCGGAGCCACCCCCACCAGACACACUGGAUGCUCCCUACAUGCUGUACCCCCACUUCCAGCCCCUGCCCGUGACGGCCUUGAUGCCGCUGCGGUGCUCCUCUCAGCUGUCUGCCCCCACCUUCCUAAAUCAGGGCCCUCACAUCACCACCGAGGCAGCUGGGAUGGGUCUCCCGAGGGCCCGCGAGGCCGCUCUGCAGCUACAGCUGGGCGCGAGGCCUCGUGGGGACCCCACCCAGCACUCCGCAGGCCAGCGCCCGGAUGCUCCUCCCCCGAGCCUAGGGGAGGAGGGGGGAGAUACCCCUCGCCUGGGCAUCAUCUCCACCAACGACCUAGAGGACUUUGCCACAGAAGGCAUUUCUUGAGAAUUACAGCUGACUACCCCCCCACACCAGAAUAAACCCAGAAGAACUUACUUCCCC
Molecule: messenger RNA, 4305 nt
Organism: Hyaena hyaena (striped hyena)
Lineage: Eukaryota; Metazoa; Chordata; Mammalia; Carnivora; Hyaenidae
Gene: CUNH10orf71
Product: chromosome unknown C10orf71 homolog
Exons: 1
Coding region: 1-4248 (1415 amino acids)
Biological process (GO): positive regulation of calcineurin-NFAT signaling cascade
Cellular component (GO): Z disc
Source: RefSeq, a predicted model, not a curated record